AGGCUGGAACGUCGUUACUUCAUGCAUAAAGUUCCCCUUGAUGGCGUGAGUGUGUUUAGUUUGGUUAACAGAGUGGGGGUUUUCUCUGAAUCGUGACGAAAAAUGGUUGCUACAUAGAUCGCGGAUAUCGUUCUUAGUGAUAUUUUAUUGUUUUGUUCUAUAAUUAUUUUGAUUUGAUUGUGUAUAAUUAGUGAAACAAAGUAUAUGAUGGCCCACGGAUUGAAUUCGGUUAUAAAGAGAACUGUAACAAGUACAAAUUGUAAAAGCGAAGGUAAAGGCAUUGGAUCACGUAGGAUUUUUGCUCCUCAUUUCAAAUUACAAGUACUAGACUCAUAUAGAAAUGAUGGGGAUUGUAAAGGAAAUCAGAGAGCUACAGCAAGGAAGUAUGGAAUACACAGGAGACAAAUCCAAAAGUGGUUACAAGUGGAAAAUACCCUCCGUAAUAGUGUCAGCAAAGAAAAAUCAGAGUGUUUGCAAGUAGAAAAUAUUAUUCGUAGUUGUAUAAGCAAGGAAAAAUCUGAAUGUGCGACAGAGACAAAAAUAUGCGAGUUCGAGUUGACCUUGAACGUUAACAGACAGCGGGACGACGAUAUGUUCAGCAGCGGUGUCGAAGCUCGGGUUCCGGCGCUAACGCAAAGCCCUUUGGCGCCCCCAUACGCCCCGCCGCGUCCCCUCCCCCUCGACUUUACGACUCGUAGUCGAGGUUCAGACCACACCAGCCCGAAUGUCGCCAGGCCAGAAUCGCCCCGCUCUCCUCUGGACCCCGCAACACCGAUAGAUCUCUCAUUUAAAAGACCUACUUCGAUGACCAGCGCACCUGUGUUAUGUUCCGCCGCCCCGCUCACUCCUCCCGUCUCUCACGAAACUGGCCAAUGUAUAUAUUUUCCGAUGUCAAAUUCUCCCUCUGAACAGUAUCAUCCAGAUAUUUGGGAUUUGUCAACUAAAAGCCUAAAAAGAAAAAGUCCCAGUCCAGUGCCAGUGAUUUCCCCGAAGCCUGUUAAACUUUUUAAACCGUACCUUGACGACAUAAAAGAGCCCGAAGAAAUGAAAGAGCCUGCUUGCUGCUCUGCUUCUCUAUCUCCUUGCGAUACUAUAUAUUACAACAAUGUUUGUGAUAUAAAGUCAGACUACAGCAGCUCAUAUACUUUGCACGAACUUCAGCCUAAUUCAGCUAUUAAUUACUAUUAUUACCCACCUUACACCUCCAGUACAGAAUUCGAAUGUAAUGGUUAUUGUUGUGAAGAUAUUAGCUACGGACAAAACCUGGCCCCACUAAAACAUAGGCAGAGUUAUAGUUUAGAUUUCAAGUUAAGUGCCAUAGAUUGUUACUAUCAAGACUCUAUUUGCAAAGGAAAUCAAAGGGCUGUUGCCUCCAAGUACAACAUUCACAGAAGGCAGGUACAAAAGUGGUUAAAACAGGCCGAGGAAUUGAGACACAGAAAUGAGUCUAUGAAGCAGAUACAUGCUGUAAGGUAGAUAAUCAACAGGUAGGAUGCUACAGAAUUAAUGGUCAAUUUCAAAAAUUAUAUUCUUGUAUGAUUUAAACCUAUUUUAGAAAGGGAAUAUCAAUAAUAGAAAAAAACUUGAAUAGAAAUGUAGCAUGUAUUAUAAAUUUGAAAUUUUUCUGAGAAAGAGCGCCACUAAAAAAUGUACUAAUUCAUGACAGCAUCAACCUCCAAAUUAUUCACUAUAAACAACCAAUAUAAAUAUACCAUAAUGAGAUGUGAAAAUACUAAGUGCAGAAAGAGGCUAUCAACAAUAUCGAAACUAUAGUCUCAAUUAUUUGUGAAACAGCACGUAUUGAAUCAAAAAUGAAAAUAUGUAUGAUAAACAUUCCAACUGAAUGUGAGUACAAUUCUUUAUAUUUGGCAAUAUAGAAGAUGGCAGUAAGUUUGCAGAUUUUCCUGUGUUCAUAUCAGAAUCAUGUAUAAUGGAUGAGAAAUUUAACUAGCUAAGUUUAACAGGAUAGUGAAAACCCUGAUUAUUAAUAGAUAGUGUUCAGUUCAUAUAGCGCUGGUAGGAAACGCUAUAUUAUAGACAUGACAAGAGAACAGAUAGCUAAUAUUUCAAGAAAUGUAUCUGCAAAAUUGGAAUAAGGAUAUAAAAAAAGUAAAUUAAAAAUUUCUGAAAUAUUUCAAAUAAUUGAUUAACAUGUGAGGUCAUAAAGGUUGUCCAGAAUUAUUUACAUUAAUACUAGAUCUGAUAUUACAUCCAAAGCUGAAUAAAAAAGUGGGAACAACCCUUUGAAGGGAUGAAUUGACAAAUGUGAGUAUAACGAUUUUGAUUACAGAAUUUAUGUAGCAAGUGUGAUUAUAAGAUAUUGGGACAAACAAUUUCAUGUCAUCACUUACCAGAAAAAUAAUGUCUUGAAAUAAUUAGAAAUAAUUCUCACUUUCUCUCUGAAGCUUCCUUGCAUUCAUAUAGGAUGGGGUAGUUGAUGACAUUAAAUUAAUUUUUCUAAUAUCUUGUAAUCGUUCCCAAAAUAUGAAACCCGUAAUCAAAAUCUCUUAGCAGAUAUUUUAAUUCAUCAUUUUAAAGGUUUGUGUUUAUUUUAUUUGGUUUUAAAAACGAUUUUACAUAAAGAAAUAGGGGUGUACUUAUUUCUGUAAAUAUUGUUGAAUCAAGUAUAAAAAUGAAUGUAUACAAUUCUGAAUAAAAUUUUUUUUUUAUUAUUGAAUGGUUAUUUUAUAAAGACAAGUUCAAAGUUAAUUUCAAAUUAUUAAUAUACUCUAAAAUUCAACAUUAAGAAGUUUUUUUGAAAUUAAAGAGAAGUUCUUGUCUAUCCUCAAAUAGGAAAAUAUGAUUACAAGCCAUUAAGAGUCUAUUAAUUGUUAAGAAGUAACAUAUCCGAUUUGUUUAUUUGCCUUAUACAAAUAUCGGUGCUAAUUUAAGAAUUAUUGCUCAGCAUAUGACAAUGUGCCUUGUUAGAUUGUAGGAAAUUAUGUGCCAAAAAAUUAAACGGGAGACAGCUGUUGAUAUACCUGAAAUUAUGCAAUAUAUUUAGUAUUCUAUUUUUGAAACUGUCCUUUGUCUUCCUUACGUUUGCCAUUUUAUUAAAUAAAUCUUGGUGUGUAUGCUGCCAAGUUUCUUAUUUAUUAUUUAUUUUAUAAUUAUGUGUAUAUAUUUUGUAAUAAUACAAUCUACUUAACAGAUUUAUUGGGUAUUGUUUAAAAGUUAUCAUUUACAAAAAAACGGCAAGUAAAUAUUUAAAAUGAGGUAACAAUGUACGAGAAUCAUAUUUAUAUUUUUGUAACAGAUUGGUCUUCUCCAGUUUAACACUGUACGUGGGAUUUCAAAUAUGUAUUAUCCAAGAUAAUUAAGUUUCUAUCCAUGCUGAAUUAUGUAAAGGUUGAUGGUAGAGAAUUGUGAAAAUGGUUAGUAAUAUUUCUAUUUUCACGGUUAACUAAUUAAAAACAAAUUUUCUUUUCCAAUCAUUGUUAUGCAUAUAUCAUUGGUUAGGUAUAACAUAUAUAAACCGAAAAAAUAGAACAAGUCAAAUUUGAUCAUACAUUUUCCUUGCUGUUUUUUACUAUUCAAUUUUGUAAUUCUUUCAAAUAUGAAUUUGCAAUUUACUUAUGUGAUUUUGUUAGAUAUGUAUAUUAUAGUAAUGUGAAUUUUGUAUAUACCGAUCAUGCAUAAAUAUACUGUGACCAUCAAUAGGUUGUGAAAACAGCAUUGAUAAAAUUGUUUUUUACCUUAUUGUAGGUAUAUUUUUCAGCUUGGCUGAUUGUAUGAAACUUUUUAUAGAUAUUGUAUUAUUUUAUAUGAGAUAUUUUAUAAAUGAUAUUAAUAAAAAUGUACAUAUUUAA
Diorhabda sublineata is the source of this 3809-nucleotide messenger RNA. RefSeq lists its product as uncharacterized. The transcript is spliced from 2 exons. The record is from RefSeq and is a predicted model, not a curated record. The coding region runs from base 205 to 1476 and encodes 423 amino acids. Lineage: Eukaryota; Metazoa; Arthropoda; Insecta; Coleoptera; Chrysomelidae.